This is a messenger RNA of Emiliania huxleyi CCMP1516, 686 nucleotides long. RefSeq lists its product as hypothetical. The transcript is spliced from 2 exons. The record is from RefSeq and is a predicted model, not a curated record. Lineage: Eukaryota; Haptophyta; Isochrysidales; Noelaerhabdaceae. The annotation marks the transcript as partial.
GGAUCAACUUGCACGAGGCUCUCUUCGCUGCGCCGCCCGCCUCCCAAGCCGUGGAGCCCCAGCACUCCGGAAGCAUCGCUCGGCUCGCGUCAGACGCGUUGAGCAGCACGUGGGCGGGCGAUAUGCAUAGCGAGGAUGCGAGCCACGGGAUGUGGGACCGACCACCGUCCCUCGCGUCGAUCGCGGGCCGAUGCUCGAGGACCUCGCGCGCGAUGUGGGAGGCCUGCAUGGCGGCCUCGCGCUGCCCUCCGCGGCUCCGCACUCCCACUGGCCUCCCCCCCCUCUCUACCCUCCGGAGCCUGGCGUCGAGUUUGCGGCCGAGCUGAACGGCGCGUGGGCAGAGGCGGAGAGCAACGUGCCGGCUGCCGGGGGUGGAGGGGGCGGAGUCUGCGCUGGCGGUCGGGGACUACGUCAAGGUCGUGGAGGCCCUCGCACGGCAGUGCCCGGACACGCGCGGCGUUAAAUUCCGCAUCGACCGCUUCAAGGACUCCACGCGCGCGUACUGCUCCUCUCGCUACCCGUACCCCCAUCCGCGCUGUGAAGUGUGAAGAGAGGCGCGUGUGUACACGAGCAGCACCUCGCGGACGGAGGCGGACGAGGCCGCCGCUAUGCCCCCAUAGAGCCGUACACACAUGCCGAUUAUUCACUUUGACCCAUCAUUCAAUACAAUCAUUUUCAUAUCAUGC